AAUGGUGGCCGACGAGAAAAACGUUGAUUCGACAUUUUGCCGAUAGGCGGUAGAUUAGUGUUGCCCAUUGGCAAUAGUGUGUUCGUUUCGUUUUGCGAUAACAUUUUGAUUUUAUCAUUAGUUUUUACAUGAAAAAUCUCUCGCAAAAUUGAUAAGAAAAAUUUAAAUGACGAAUUUAAUAAUUAUGUGAUUUUUUCCUGUAAAAAAUAAAUUAGAUAAAUAUUGUUGUCAAUUCCAUUUGAAUGGAAUAUCAAGCCCAUCAUCCCAUUGUAACGUGAUGAUGAUGAUGCUUGUGAAGCUUUCGAAGAAGAUAUUUGUAAACACAUCGCAAUGCCUAUCAAUGUAUUGUUAAAUCACUGUCUGUCAAAGCAUAGUCGACGAAUUUACUAAACAAUUCUACGCCCAAACAACAUCCGACUACUGUUGAUAUUUGUAUAAAACUGUUGUUUUCAACACAUUUUCCGCAUAAAUACGAGUGAAUUUGACGAUUUUCAAGUGGUUUAGCAGCAUUUAUUUGCACUAAACUAUUUCGUGCUUUGUAUAAAUUGGUUCAUUCGUUGAGUUUGUUUCGAAGGGUGCCAAGCCUUUUGUCAAUCACCUGAUUUAGCCAACGUAGUAUAAAUGAUAGGAAAACCAACCAUCAGAAUGCCAGCCGCAAUCGAUCCGAGUAUUGUGAAGAUAGCUGUAGAAUUGGAGAAUUCGCUCAGGAAUACAACGCACACCGCUCAACUGAUUGAGUUCGAUCAGAAGAGCACAUUAACAGUGAUAAUUCGAAAUUUAUGCCAAAAUUGGAACUUGAGUGACGAUGAGAACUAUGCGUUGCAGUUUUGUGAGAAGAAUUACAAAAACUAUGUGACAGAGAAGAAUCGGAAUGAAGUGAAAAAUGGCUCUGUAUUGCGAUUGUGUCAUUCGCCAACGAAAACCGCUCACGAUAUCUUGGAAACGAUCAAAAGCGCCUCAAACAAUGAGAAAACUCGUGUACUGGGGAAUUUGGCAUCGUUGAGCUCCGAUCUGACAUUCGCAUUGGAAUUUAUCAAAGAGCAAGGUUUGAACAUCAUCAUUACGAUGAUUGAAAAUGAACAAUGCAUUGGCGACAUGCUCAAAUUCAUAAUGCUGUCAUUCGUUGAGCUAAUGGAUCAUGGCACUAUCUCGUGGGAUAUACUACAAGCAAAAUUUAUCAUUCGAAAUAUUUACUUCAUCAAUCAUCCAUCGACCGUACCAGAUGAAGUGGUUGAAUGUGCUUUGUCGACACUUGAGAAUAUCAUACAGAACAGUAGCAAUCACUCGGGCAUCAUCGAAAGUGAUGUGCCAUUUAACAGUCUUCUGGUGCUAUUGCAAGGCACAAAGUCACAAGACAUGAAAUCGCAAGUCAUCCAACAGAACACAAUUGCCCUGAUCAACGCUCUAUUUAUCAAAGCAGAUGAUAGCCGGCGGCAGGCGAUCGCAAAAACGUUGAGCGAAAAAUCAUUCCGAGCCGCACUGUUGGAAACAGUGGGCACUGAAAACAUUGGCAUAUCGCAUCAAUUGUAUGUGCUACAAACAUUGACUCUUGGAUUGCUGGAGGAUCGCAUGAUGAUGCCAAUGAAUGCACAAGAUCAGGCGGCCAAUGAUAAGGUCAAGGAAUUACGUCGAAUUGCCUUUGAUGAAGGGAUUUUCGUUGAAUCACCGCCGGAUGUGCAUAGGCGCAACAACUCCAUCGUUAGUACUGGCCAUUACAAGAAACUUGGGUUCAAAUGUGACUUGAAUCCAGCACAAGAUUUUAUCGAAACACCACCGGGGCUAUUGGCUUUGGAUUGCAUGCUGUACUUUGCUAGGAACUAUACACAACAAUAUACAAAGGUUGUCCACGAGAACAGUUAUCGUGCUGACGAGCACGAGUGUCCAUUCGGCCGGACAAGCAUCGAAUUGGUGAAGCUGCUGUGUGAAAUAUUGCACAUUGGCGAGGCUCCAACUGAACAAGGACAAGAGUUCCAUGCGAUGUUCUUCACUCAUGAUCAUCCGUUUGAAGAGUUUUUCUGCAUAUGCAUCGUUGUACUGAAUCGCACAUGGAAAGAUAUGCGAGCAACAAGCGAAGAUUUUGCCAAAGUGUUCAGUGUGGUGCGUGAGCAAAUUCAGCGUACAUUGAAAGAGCGCCCCAAAAAUUUGGAUGAUUUCAAGACGAAAAUCAAUUCAUUCACAUAUACCAAAAUUACCCAAUUGCGCCAGCAAGAGCGUACAUCAAAAGAGGAAUGUGAAUCGACUGCCUCGGCAAUUGUCAAGCUGAAGGAGAAAAUAACGCCCGAAAUCAUUGAAUUGAUCAAGGCACAACGAUUAGGAUUUUUGGUCGAAGGAACGAGAUUUUCGAAAUACUCACGCGGCGCUCGAAGUAAAGAUAAAUUCUGGUAUGCUCGAUUGAGUCCAAAUCACAAGGUUAUCCAUUAUGGUGAUUGUGAUGAGAAAACAGUGCCAACGCUGGAGGAGCUGGGCAAUAAAAUUCAAGUGUAUGAAAUCAAACAGUUGCUUGUCGGCAAAGAAUGUCCUCACAUGAAGGAAUUGCGUUCACGCAAAUCGGCCAUGAAUCUUGGCUUUUCCAUCACAUUCGACAACAUGGAUCAUUCCACAUUGGACUUUGUUGCGCCAGACGAAACCACCUGGAAUUAUUGGACCGAUGGUGUUAAUGCUCUACUCAGUUUGCCCAUGGUUAGCAAGCAGAAGGAUGAAGAUUUGAAAACAUUACUCUCAAUGGAAAUUAAACUUCGAUUGCUCGAUACUGAGGGUGUUGAUAUUUCACAAGAGCCACCACCAAUUCCAGACGAUCCAGAAAACUAUGACUUCUGUUUUGAUAACUAAUUUCUUUUGUUCAACCAAAGCAUCAUUUGAUUCUUCCAAAUCACCAAAUUUUAUAUAAUUCUAUCGAAUGUAUUUAUGAUAAAAAUUAGUAUGUUUAGGACCUAAGAUAAUGGAAAUUACUCAAUUUUCCAGUAUUAAACGCAUUGGAUUUUUUGCACAAUUGUCCAAAUAGACGAUAUUCUCUACAACGAACUCAAUCAAAGACGGAAAGAACAUCAACAAACAAGCCAAAAUUAUAUGUCAAACUCUUCGAUGCUCAAUGUCAAUUUAUUUUUUAAGAAUACCAAAAUAUUUACAUAUCUUUAUUUUAUACGUAUGAGCCAGUUUGGUACAUUUUAUUUUUUUAAUGAAUCAUAAUAAAGGGAAAAAUAACAAAAA
Molecule: messenger RNA, 3207 nt
Organism: Sitodiplosis mosellana (orange wheat blossom midge)
Lineage: Eukaryota; Metazoa; Arthropoda; Insecta; Diptera; Cecidomyiidae
Gene: Ced-12
Product: engulfment and cell motility protein 1
Exons: 3
Coding region: 622-2829 (735 amino acids)
Biological process (GO): cell motility; actin filament organization
Cellular component (GO): plasma membrane
Source: RefSeq, a predicted model, not a curated record